AUGGCUGAGCCUGGCGAUGGGUUCAAGUCUACCGCAAGUCGAGAUGCAGUCCUGAUGAUGUUCCUGAGCGCGGGAUUUUACCACAUGGUCACGAAGACGAUUGCCACUGCUGCAGAAUUCAGCGUCGUGCGCGCCAUUGCGAAGUCGUCUCGCGCCCUCGUGGGCGAAGAGAACUCCCUGGUAGAUUUUGGCAUCCUGCAGCGAGACGAUCAGGACCCUAACGACAAUGACGCCCCCGUUGGCGACCUCCGCGCCGCUUGGGCAAAGCACGGUGAGGAGGAGGUGUUGGUCUGCUUCGAUGUCAAGACGGCCAGAUCGAUGCACACGACCCGGAACCGCGCCUGGGAUUGGACCACGGACUUGCACCCUCUGCUCGCGCCCUCUGGCUUGGUCCAGCUGAAGGUCUCGCGCGUGCAGCAGCAACAUUGCGCCGCAUUCCUGCUCACCACCCCUUUUGAACCCGACAAGUUCUAUCUGAUCCCUGGCCGCUAUCUAUUUUCUGGGCCGAGGGAGAAGGGGUGCAAGUUUGCAAAGAUGUACCCCGUGUCGGGCAUGCUACCCUGGGAGCAGAUCGAACAGAUGGUACCGGCGUGGGCGCCGUUCGAGUGUCCGCCGGGGAAUCUGACCGCGCAGCUGGAAGAACACGCCCUUCCCCCAGGGGGACGAGGGCUGAACAUACGAAAUUUGUACACUGGGGUCGCGUACAGAAGCUGCGCCCGAACCGCCCCGUGUAGCGUCUCGAAGCUAUACCCGCCGCCUACGCGCCGCGGCCACGAUGUCUGGUGGCUGGAAGACAUCUACGAGUCCUUUGCGACCUCCAACGGGCGGUAUCGGGCCUUCAAGCUGCGCGCCCGGCCUUUGCUAGGAGAUUUCGGUAUUCACGACCAGGUCACCGGGGAGCGCCUGAUCGUGGAGCUCAAGGUUCACCUGGCAUAUGUGACGUCGGAUGGCACGCUCUGCUGCCGCAUUUUCCAUCCGCGCGACAUCGACCUUCGAUCUCCGUGGAAGCAGGCCGUGAAGAGGUUCUUCUCGACUCUGCGACCAGUGGACAUGUACCUCCUCAAAUUGAGGGGCCCGGAUCCGCGGUGGCUACUGGUCCUCCGCGAUCAGUUGCCAGACUCGUGGUUCGACGGCAGUGGAGAAGAUCCAGGUGCAGAGUGGUGUUGUUGGACUCCGGACGACGAGACGCUGCUGGACCGCCAAACGGUGGUGGGAAACCCGUCCGAGGGUAGAGGGUUCUCCGAACAUCUCGAGACGGUCUUGAACGGCCUCGCGCCGAACAAACAGUCGUCGCUGGCUACGACGCGCACCCGGCCCCAUUACCCUGUCCAGAGACUCCAAGUGCCUCGGCCCGCACUCUCGGCGGCGGCAGCUCGCCCAAAGCCGGCGAUCCGACCGCACGGAGACGAGGCCAAGAUUCGCAACAUCAUCCAACUCGAGCGGUAUGAGGCGGCGUUGGUCCAGGCACAGUGCGAUGCCCUGGGACGUGGGAGGCUGUUCCGCCUCGGCGGGCGCCAGACAGGUCGACAUGCCUUUACCCCGCUGAAUGUGAAGAGGUUCACUGAGCUGCCGCUCCACGCGCCCGUCAUCUACCUCGACUUCGUGCCGGUCGACGUGGCACAUGGCCUCAUCCCGCAACUUGUCGAGGAUUUCACAGGGUCGUGUGGUGGCACCACGACCUCGCCGCCCAAGGAGGCCAUAACAUCCCCAAUCGGGGUCCUCUUCAUCCUCGUCCCAUAUCGCCCCGGGCCCUCCGCAUUCGCAGACAGCCUACCUCGGAACCCCGGGUGGACCCAGCGGCAUAUCGUUCCGUCUAAGCUGGCGUCUAUCGAAACCGCCAACCCCACGCUGAGUACGUACAGGACGAGCAAGGCUCGGUCGCUGCUGUUGAAGGACGGUAAGUUAGUCGACGAAUAUGUGGUUGACACGGACCAGCUCGUCCUGCACCUGAUGGAGUUCUUCCGACAAGACUCGAACACGUUCCGUUUUCGAGGGAGCGAAAUUCAACUCGGGGAGUACAUGGUCGACAAGCGGAGCGUGCUCGAAAAGCUCAUGGUCGACUUGGAGGCCGAGGCCGAGGUCAGAGACAAGCGUCUGGAGAAUCAAGUCAUGAAGGAGGGUGUUGAGCAGCUACGGCUGGCGGACACAAUAGCUGCUGGAGCUGAUCGAGAGGGAUGA
This is a messenger RNA of Cladophialophora yegresii CBS 114405, 2178 nucleotides long. RefSeq lists its product as uncharacterized. The transcript has 3 exons. Lineage: Eukaryota; Fungi; Ascomycota; Eurotiomycetes; Chaetothyriales; Herpotrichiellaceae. The record is from RefSeq and is a predicted model, not a curated record. Bases 1 to 2178 code for a protein of 725 amino acids.